Clunio marinus is the source of this 1125-nucleotide messenger RNA. The record is from the annotation of a GenBank genome assembly. NCBI's taxonomy places the organism in Eukaryota, Metazoa, Arthropoda, Insecta, Diptera, Chironomidae.
ACUUGAUAAAAACAAAACUUUUGAAAAAUAUUUCCUUCUCAUUUUUAAUUUUUAAAUUAAGUAAGAAUGAACCAGCAAACGCGUGAUAUGAAUUCGUUUCUUGCUGAACAAGCAAUGCUUCUCGCUAACAAUUCAGUUAGUUUAACGCAAAUCUCAAGACCGGUUUCUAUUCCAACAAAUAACAGCAACAAGCAAAAUAUUCAAAAUCAACCAUCGCCAAUUUCGACUCCUACACCAAUGCAAUCGUCAUCACCAGCAAGUUCCUCCACUUCCAAUCUCUCCAAGUACAGUCAACUUUUGCUGGUAUUGGAAGAAAUGGGAAAAGAUAUUCGUCCCACGUAUUCUGGAUCUCGAUCAUCUGCCGAAAGAUUGAAAAGAACCAUUGUUCAUGCACGAAUUCUUGUCCGCGAAUGCUUAUUGGAGACCGAACGACAGCAAAGUGGUCGACCAUAAAAAAAGAAAAUUCAGCUCAGCUGUCUAGGAACAGGAAUGGAAUUUUGGAGAAUUAUUUCUUCAGAAUUAUAACGAGUAUACUUGAUUAGAAAUUUAGAAAUCCGAAAUAUCGACGAGUAAAGUCCUCCCCUGAAAAAGAAGUAAACACAAGUGCACCACAUAACAUUAGAACUCAAGUACAAAUUGAUGAACCUUCUCACAAUAGCCAAGAAACCUGAAAAUCAAAAUAAAUAUUUUACAUAAAAAGUAGAAAAGUUGCUUUAAAUUUAGAAGCAACCUCAGGAUAAAGUAUAAAUUCAGUUCGUCUUAAAUGUCCUUUAGAAAAUUUUACUUCCCAACUCACAUCAUAAAUAUCUAUUAAUAAAUAAUAAUAAUAAUUAAUCAAAAACAAAAUGUAUACCAAGCUUUCAACGAUGAAAGCAUUAAAAAUCAUUACAAUAAUUUCAUUUUAUAGCACAUACCGCGUUUCUAAUUGUUUAAGGGCAGAUAUUUUUUACUCUAAAAUGCUGUAAUCUAGAGUUUUGUUUUAAUAAUAAGUUAAGACAUUUGAUAUAUUGUUGUGCUGAUAAGGAGAAGGAAGAAAAAGUAUUAUAAACACCUUAAAGCCAACAACCGUCUAAUUGUAAUCUCUUAAGCAUAAAUGCUAUUUAAAAUAAAGAGUUAAGAUUAAAA